Molecule: messenger RNA, 1095 nt
Organism: Rotaria sp. Silwood2
Lineage: Eukaryota; Metazoa; Rotifera; Eurotatoria; Philodinida; Philodinidae
Source: the annotation of a GenBank genome assembly
AUGCGACGAUUCGCAUCAUCAGUAUAUACAUUAGGUGGUCGAAAUGUUUAUGAAUUCUUACGAUUGAAUUUACCCGGUGCAUUUCCAUCAAUACUAACGUUAGACUCGUAUAACAGUGAAUAUUGUGCACGUGUUGAAGAAGGUGAAUUUCGCUUCGAUGAGUUAUUUAAUUAUUUAACUAAAACUAAUUGUUUAUUUGUGUAUGCUUCCGAAGAUUGUUCGGCCAUUGUCAGUAAAAUUCAUUAUAAUGUUGUGAUUGUAUCUGAUAUAUUUAAAAAAGAUCGACAAAACUACGCAUCAUGCUUAAAAAUUUCAUCACCAAAUGUUUUACGUAUGUUAGAUCAAAUGUUAAGCAAAAAAUUACCUGUUGAAUCAUUAAAUAUAUUUAUAUUUAGUUCACAACCAUGUGAAAAUAUUUUCCGUAUCGCAAGAGCAUUAACCGGACCAUUUUCAUCUAUAACUAAUUUUACACUUCAACAAUUUCUUGCCAAAACCAGAAAAAUGUCAAUAUUAAAUGAAAUCAAAUCUAUUGAAGAAUUAAAUCUUGACUCUAAUGCAAUUAAGUUUCCUAUACAUCAUAAACAAAGUCAAAAUAGACAAAAUCGAAAAAGUACUUAUGAUGCAUAUGAAUAUGCAAAAUCUUUUUCGGAAAAAUUAGAAAUGUCGUCACUUUUAAAAAAGAAUAACGUAUUUAAAUUAAACGAUUUAUGUGCAAACAUGCGUAAUGAUUUAGAAAAGAUGAUAUACAUAACUGAUCAUUCUGUAUUUGAUCCCGAUGAUGAUCCAGAUGAAGACAGCGAUGAUUCAAGUGAAGAAGUAACGACUUUUUCAUCAGUAUUAGAUGAAAACAGCGAAAGCGAUGGUGAAUAUGUAGAUACAGAAAAUGAAUGUACAAAAUCAACAAAAGAUGGUUAUAACGGAAUGAGAAUUUACUCUACCGUAGCUGAUAAAGAAAAAAAAGUGUUUUUCAAGAUUACUAUCGAUGGAAAAGAAAAAUAUAUGCAUAAACAAACGGCUGUUUGUUAUUUAUCUAAAAAACACAGCCGGUUAUCUUCCGAUAGACUGGUGCGUGUUCAAAAAACAGACAAACAAUAA